AUUUACAUUCGGUUAAGCGAAGAAUGCGUGUUUUGCCACACACAUGUAUAAAUUUGUGGUUCCUUUGCUUUAAAUUAUUCGAAAUUGAAAUAGAGCGGUAAAAACUCCAAACAUGGUUAUUUGUAAUUCGGGAAAGAAGUUGUAACAAUAAUUGAGGUACGAAAAUCGAAACUAAAUGAUUAAGAGUAGUCUCUUAGAUUACGGUUGCCCGCGAUAGAUAAUCAGGAUUAGAAUUUAUCAUCAAUAUAAAACGUACAUUGUCCAAGAAAUUAUAACAUUAACUAUAUCUUUAAAACAAUUUAUGUAUAAGUUUAAUAAAAAUAAUGCCGCCAACUAUACAAAAUGGAACUGCUGAUAAACGAGGUGUAGUAAGACCUACAGAAAAAAGAUUAGAAUUAAUCUGUAAAGUAAAAUACUGCAAUACACUACCAGAUAUUGCAUUUGAUCCCAAAUUUAUAAGUUAUCCUUUUGAAACAACUAGGUUUAUUCAAUAUAAUCCAACAUCCUUAGAGCGUAAUUAUAAAUAUGAAGUAUUAACUGAACAUGAUUUGGGAGUAGAAAUUGAUUUGAUAAAUCGAGAUACAUAUAUUGGAGAUCUAAAUGCUCAGUUGGAUCCAGCAGAUGAAAAAUUAUUAGAAGAAGAUAUUCUUACACCUCAAGAUUCAAAAAGAUCCCGACAUCAUGCGAGAAGUGUAUCUUGGCUUAGACGUACAGAAUAUAUUUCUACAGAACAAACUAGAUUUCAGCCUCAGACAACUUCUGAUAAAGUAGAGGCAAAAGUUGGACACAAUAUUAAGAAACAUUUUAAGGAGGAAACUUUAUACAUGGAUCGUGAUUCUCAAAUUCGAGCAAUAGAAAAAACUUUUGAUGAUAAUAAAAAACUUAUUGAAAAACAUUAUAGUAAACCAAAUGUUCAACCUAUAGAAAUUUUCCCAGUUUAUCCAGAUUUUAAGAUAUGGAAAUAUCCUUGUGCACAAGUUAUUUUUGAUUCUGAUCCAGCUCCUAUGGGUCUUUCAGUACCUGCACAAAUUGAAGAAAUGUCGCAGGCUAUGAUUCGAGGUGUGAUGGAUGAAAGUGGUGAACAAUUUGUUGCUUAUUUCCUACCCUUAGAAGAAACUCUUGAAAAAAGAAAAAGAGAUUUCUGUUCAGGUAUUGAUUAUGCUGAAGAAGAUGAAUAUGAAUACAAAAUGGCUAGAGAAUAUAACUGGAAUGUUAAAAGUAAAGCUUCUAAAGGCUACGAAGAAAACUACUUUCUUGUUUUACGCGAAGAUGGGGUAUACUACAAUGAAUUGGAGACUAGAGUAAGACUCAGUAAACGUAGACAAAAAGCUGGUCAGCCAGUUAAUAAUACCAGACUUGUUGUUCGUCACCGUCCACUAAAUGCCAAUGAAUAUCGAAUGCAACGUUAUAGAGAAAAACAACUAGAGCCUCCUUGUGAGGAUGAUGAAGAUGAUGAUGAAGAAGAGGAGGAGGAGGAGGAGGAGGAGGAGAUAGAAGAGGAAAUGCAAACUCUAAAAAAUACAAACAAAAAUGACGAUAAGGAAAGUUCUGAUAAUGAGGACAAUCAAGAGAAUGAAAAUGAGGUGAACCCAGAACACGAUGGAGAAAAUGAAGGAUCUCGAGCCUCGUCGCGUGUAUCGUCACGAACGUCUAGCCGAAAAUCUAGAUCGAAAUCAGUAUCACGUUCUAAAUCUAGAUCUAGAUCACCUUCAAAAGCGCGUUCAACUCGCUCGGUACAUUCAACACGAAGUCGAUCAAAGUCACGAUCACGAUCUCAAUCGCGAUCUCAAUCACGAUCAAAAUCAAGAUCAAGAUCAGGAUCAAGAUCACGAUCACGAUCACAAUCACGAUCACGAUCUCAGUCUCGUUCACAAUCUCGUUCACUUGAAAAAUCACAUUCUAGAUCUCGAUCAGGUUCUCCUAUAAAAUCACAGUCACGCUCAGUUUCAGGUUCACCUGAGAAAUCACCAUCACGAUCACGUUCCGGAUCACCUACAAAAUCACAGUCAAGAUCAAGAUCAAGAUCAAGAUCCGGUUCUCUUAUAAAAUCUCGAUCUCAAUCACGGUCGCGAUCGCGAUCGAGAUCACGAUCACAAUCAGCUUCAAAAUCAAAAUCAAGAUCUCGAUCUGCUUCAGCUAGUGAAAUUGCAAGUGGUAGCGAGGAGAGUGGAAGUGUCAGUGGUAGCGGUAGCGGCAGUGGUAGUGAAAGUGGUUCAGAAAGCGAAUAAAAUUAUAUUAUAUUAUUUUUAAUUAAAUUUUUAAUGACGAAUAUAUAUAUAUA
Molecule: messenger RNA, 2281 nt
Organism: Ceratosolen solmsi marchali
Lineage: Eukaryota; Metazoa; Arthropoda; Insecta; Hymenoptera; Agaonidae
Gene: atms
Product: RNA polymerase II-associated factor 1-like protein antimeros
Exons: 8
Coding region: 324-2228 (634 amino acids)
Biological process (GO): transcription elongation by RNA polymerase II
Cellular component (GO): Cdc73/Paf1 complex
Molecular function (GO): RNA polymerase II complex binding; chromatin binding
Source: RefSeq, a predicted model, not a curated record